CGGCACGGGGCACAGUCCAGUCGGUCCAAUUCAAUUCACCUCGGGGGCUCCAUAAAAAUUUGGAUGUGCCCCUAAGUAAUAAAAGCACGCCCAAAAUGGACUACCCUCCUUCGACCUCAGGCCGGUGUACAUCGCCGACGCCGCCGCAGCAAAAGCACGAGUACCAGCAGCAGCAGCAGCAGCAGGCGAGGCCACAGCCCGAGGCGCACACGCAGCACACGCAGCACACGCAGGAGCACGCCCAGGAGCACGCCCAGGGCCAUCGUCUGCACCGGUUGGGGUUGGCAUUUGGAUUGGGAUUGGGAUUGGGAUUGGCAUCUGCAUCAGCAUCUGCAUCAGCAUCAGCAUCAGCAUCAGCACCACCUGCACCACCCGCGCCACCUGCACCUGCACCUGCACCUGGAUCCAGCCAGGGACAACUGCUGGACUCGGCCCUGCCGCUGGCAGCAUCUCUCAGUCUCGGUCUCCAGAGCCCACGACGACCACCAAGCUCCCCACGCGCUCCACCACCACCCACGGCCCCGUCUUGUUCUGGCGCGUCUGGUCCUGCACAACCACCGCCCUCCUCCUCCCUCCAACCUCCUCGUUCUUGCUCGUGGCCCAGCUCUCCCCGCCAGCCAACUGACCAAGAGCCCACGCCUGCCCGCACCCACGCGCCGCCCGCCGCCGCCGCCGCCGCCUCCGCCUCACCACUGCCCCAAGGCCCACGACCUGCACAGAGUUUGGACGCCAGAGGUGAAGCUCAGCGCCGGCCCCCGAGCCCCCGGCCUGCCAGCUCCAGCUGCAGCGACUCGAGCAAGACCAGCGUCCCGAGUGCCCCUGCAACCACCGCCGCCUCCAGCGCCAGCUGUAGUCCCGGCUCCAGCGACACCGGCAAGGACCGCGACGGCAGCAGAGAAAGAGGCCCGGCUACUCUGGCGACCUGCCCUCCGCCGUCCUCACAAGGCGUGGGCCCUCCGUCGCCGCCAAUGUCACACCCUCCCGCCCCAGCUGGCCCCCGCCAGCCUCAACAGCAACAGCCUCCUGAGCAGCAGAAGCAUGCCCCGCCGGCUCUCCAGCCCGUCAACUAUCCCGGGUCCCACUACCAUCUUCACCCAGCACAGCCCGGCCAUGCACCCCCUCCGCAUCCCCCUCAGUACGGCUACCCGCCUCCCGGCCAGCCCGUCGAUCAGUACCGACAGAGCCCGACCGGCCCGCCGCCUCACUCGCUGGCCCUCCCGAGCAUGAGGAGCUUCGACCACCAGCAGCAGGCCCAGCCGCAGCAUCCUAUCCAGCAGCAUCCUCAGGGCCAACAAUACCCUCACCAGCCCCAGCCCCAGCCCCAGCCCCAACAGGCCCACGGACAGCACCCGCCGCCGCAGUACGCCCAGCACCCGCAACACCACCCCAUGGGCUCUACGAUGGCCCCCGGGCCGCACAUGGGCUACUUCACGAUAAACCAGCAGCCGUACGCCAUGCACGACCCCAUGGGGAUGCGGUACGGCUUACCGCCGGGCCUGUAUGACCCGCGCAUGCAGCUUAGUGGGGGGAGGCACAAAAAGGAGAUCAAGCGUCGGACCAAGACUGGGUGUUUAACGUGCCGGAAACGACGGAUAAAGUGUGACGAGACACACCCUACCUGCAACAACUGCAAGAAGUCGAAGCGCGAGUGUCUCGGCUACGAUCCCAUAUUCAAGCAGCAGCAAACCCCGUCGUCGCUCCAGCCGGCCCCCACCGCCAGCGCCGGCCCCGGCCCCGGCCCCGGCCCCUCGCCAUCCGCCCCGGCCACAUCGACAGCAGGCCAGUCAGCUUCCUCGGCCAGUGCUGCCCCGUAUACCACCCACCCGACGCCGGUCCUCACCCCAAGUGACCCGCCUCCUGCCCGCGAAUCAUCAGAUGACAGCACUACCGUCAAGAACGAGCCCUUCGAGCCCGCCAGACCACCCGUCGACAUCGACCCGGCCUUGGACAAGGCUGCACCUGCCCCUCCCCCCAACUCCGACUUCGGCGUGCUGCAGCCCGGAGAGGCACCGCACCUCAGAGGUGGCCGCUCCCCUUUCUCAGCAUCCUCCGCCCCGCAGCAAGCACACACGCUUACUCAGGUUGCUCAGUAAAGAUGCUCAAGGUCGAUGAGAUCAUCGACAGUUCCGGCGCCGCGCCUCGGAUCGAGACGACCCUGAGGCCCACGCCGCAGUCUGUCGAGGAACUCACAAAGAUCUACUAUGAGAUCUACGUUCCUGGCCUCUGCCAAUUCUUCGAGUCGCAAUGGUUCAACUUCCAGAGCCAGGGCCACAAUUCCAUUUCCGUAUUUCUUCACAACGACCCCCUCAUCUCCCUCCUGGGCAGUUUCCUCGUCUCCCUACACACCGUCAAUGCCGACCCCAACCACUUCUCCUACUGCGGCCACCUCGAGACCCGGGUCGUCUGGGCUCUGGCCAAGCUGGCAUACACCAUUCCCUCCGGUGUCAACAUGCCGCGAGAUGAUCCUCUGCCAGAAAACAACCCAAGCGAGACUCGUAACCGCGUGCAGGUCUUUGAGGCGCUCUUGAGCGGCGAGGUGCUCGCAACGAACCCCCUGAUCCCGCCCCCAAGAAAUGCGGACCAGCACCGACGCAAGGAGUACGAGUUCUGGUAUUCCCUGGCCGAGUUCCUACGGCUCCAGGACCAGGCCGGGCGGGAGCAUCAUCUCCAGAGGCUUCGGAGCCUGUUGGAUGGCCGCGAAAACCGUGACGUGCUCUACUCGCUUGCCGUCAUACGGGAUCUGGGCCCGCGCUUUGGGCCCGGCUACGAGAACAAGAUCCCGGAUCAUCUCGACGAAUGCGAGCCACGCAACAAGCUCCACGUGGCCACGCAGUUUAUCAAGGCAGAGGCCUCUGCCACGGGCGGCACGACCAACGUCGUUCGCCAGCUCGCAUCCGUGGCAUGCCGGGCGCUCGUCAACCCUGGAUUCAACAUUGCACGUAAAUUCUAGCUUAAAUACACUGGCAACUGCCACCAAUCCCAUUGACUCUUCUGUGCGUGUAAUCCCACAUGGGACCGCGCAAGCCGCCCUGACAUCGACGGCAACGACGACGAACAACAGAGAUAGCAUUGCAUGGCUGUGGGGCACGGAUUAGCAUUGAUGCGCUGGAUUUCGGCCUCAUGAUACGGCCGGCACAUGUGUGAGCGAUUGUUCUUGCUUGAUUUCAUUCUUCCUUUUUUCUUUUUUUUUUUUUUUUUUUUCUCGGGGCCGGGUGGUGGGGAAGGGGGUUUAUUAGGUUGGUCGGACUGGGGUCGUUUGUCCAUGUUGGCUCCAGCAAACCGUCAACGGGCAGAGAAGCGCAGUUACUGUAAUACAUAUCGCAUCAAAGUGAAAGGCGGAUGGUGGUGGUUGGGGCAGUGGGCUUGGGGGGGCGGGGUGGGCAAGGCAGCUUAGUUAGUUAGCUAAAACAAAAGGGGAGACAGACACGGAUGCAGCAUCAGGCAUGGACCCUUUGGCGGGUCCAUGGCCUGACCAGAGCCAUAUUGUUAAUCUUAAUUGACAAGAAACAGGGGAGUCUGUCUGAAGCAUCUCGGCCAGGGACUUGGUAGUUGUAUUUGUUGUGGUGCUACGUAGACGUCCGAACAAAGAUGGGACAGGCGUUGUGGACGGACAGUGGACACUAGACAGAGAGAAGGGGGGAGGGGCUCGUUAUGUGGGGACACGAACAUGUGGGGUAGGUAGGUGUACGGAGUAGUACUCGUCCGUAUACCACCGAAGCGACGAG
This is a messenger RNA of Diaporthe batatas, 3725 nucleotides long. RefSeq lists its product as uncharacterized. The transcript is spliced from 4 exons. Gene Ontology annotation, biological process: regulation of DNA-templated transcription. The record is from RefSeq and is a predicted model, not a curated record. NCBI's taxonomy places the organism in Eukaryota, Fungi, Ascomycota, Sordariomycetes, Diaporthales, Diaporthaceae. Gene Ontology annotation, molecular function: zinc ion binding; DNA-binding transcription factor activity, RNA polymerase II-specific. The coding region runs from base 96 to 2093 and encodes 665 amino acids.